This is a messenger RNA of Xenopus laevis (African clawed frog), 2026 nucleotides long. RefSeq names its product abhydrolase domain containing 6 S homeolog (gene abhd6.S). The transcript has 10 exons. The record is from RefSeq and is a predicted model, not a curated record. NCBI's taxonomy places the organism in Eukaryota, Metazoa, Chordata, Amphibia, Anura, Pipidae. Bases 137 to 1150 code for a protein of 337 amino acids. Gene Ontology annotation, molecular function: monoacylglycerol lipase activity. Gene Ontology annotation, cellular component: membrane; late endosome membrane; lysosomal membrane. Gene Ontology annotation, biological process: acylglycerol catabolic process.
CGGUGUUGCGGUGACUCCGUGUCCUUCCUCUAUAGACAGUGCGGCAGUUCCGGGUCGGAGCCGUCAUUCCCGCAUUGUUCUCCCGGGGCCUCUCGCUCAUACCGGCCGGAGCCGCAGCAGUGAGUGCAGGAGCAGGAUGGAUUUAGAUGUACUAAACAUGUUCCUGGUGGCGGGAGGGACCCUCCUUGUCCCUAUUUUGGCUUUCGUGACCUCCUUCCUCUUGUGGCCGGCUGCGCUCAUCAAGAUUUAUUAUUGGUACUGGCGCCGGGCCCUGGGGAUGCAGGUUAAAUUUUCCAGCUAUGGGAACUAUAAAUUCUGCUACACGUCCCGCGGGAAGCCGGGAAACAAGGCGUCAGUCCUGAUGCUCCACGGAUUCUCUGCCCAUAAGGACAUGUGGCUGUCGGUGGUGAAGUUCCUUCCCAAGAACCUUCACCUGGUGUGUGUGGAUAUGCCAGGCCACGAGGGCACCACCCGUUCUGCAUUAGACGACUACUCCAUCUGUGGGCAAGUGAAGAGGAUACACCAGUUUGUGGAAAGCAUCGGACUGAACAAGAGGACUUUCCAUUUGGUCGGCACCUCGAUGGGGGGGAAUGUGGCAGGUGUUUAUGCCGCCCAGCACCCAACUGAUAUCAGCAGCCUCACCCUCAUCUGUCCUGCAGGUUUGAUGUAUCCAACCGAGAGUAAGUUCCUAAAACACCUGAAGGGCCUGGAAAAAUCUGGCGACGACCAGAGGAUCCUGCUCAUCCCGUCCACAGCCGGAGAAAUGGAGGACAUGCUGAGACUCUGCUCUUUUGUUCGCUUCAAGAUCCCCCAGCAGGUCCUGCAGGGGCUCGUUGACGUGCGCAUUCCCCAUAAUGAAUUUUACAGACAAUUGUUUAUGGCUCUUGUCAAUGAGAAGUCGAGACACAGUUUGCAGGAAAACAUGAACAAAAUUGUGGCUCCCACUCAGAUAAUCUGGGGCAAACAAGACCAGGUUCUGGAUGUAUCUGGGGCUGAGGUUUUGGCCGGUUCUAUCCGCGGGUGCCAAGUAGAGAUUCUGGAGAACUGCGGCCACUCAGUAGUGAUGGAAAGGCCCAGGAAAAGCGCCAAACUCAUGACGGACUUCUUGUCUUCACUUCAGAGCACAGAGAACAACAAGAAACACGAAUAAUAUUUCUGGUCCUUCUCUCCCGUCGCGUUGAGUCUCUCAGGGAUCCGGCAGAACCACUAGGAAUAGAAUGUAGUUCCUGGGCCGAGACCCAACAAUGACUUUGUUCUGUGCCGCAGAUAAGGGUGACCAAUGGCACAAGCCUCUGGGACUGGGGAUGAAGAUACGGACGUCGGCCCGAUAAUUCUGUAUCUCGUUAUUUCUCAGUAGGACCCUGUGUCUGGUCCAAACCAUGAAAACCCGAAUUAUGGCCCAUAAGACCCAUUAUAGUCUGCCAUGUCUUUAGGCUCUCAGCCUGUUGCAUGUAGUUCAACAAGAACUGGCAUUUUGGUCCUUUUAGAAAUUCUUAUUUUUCAUUUGGGCUUAGAUACCGCGCUGCAGGGAAUGUUGGCGCUAUAUCAAUGAUAGUAAGAUGAUAACUGGCAGUUAGACAGGUGAAAUAGAGUGAAAAGGUUGAACUUGAUGGACGUGUGUCUACAAUACUGUGUGUAACUUCAGGGAAAUGGCCCCCAGCAGCCAAUAAUAAUGUAACCAGUUAAAUCAGAGAGCACAGAUAGUGGCACACAUAGUGUUAAUAAUUGGGCUGAUUGUAUGAAACUGACAUUUGGGAAGGUCACAAGUCCCCCCCCCUCCCCUGUGUCACAUGGACUGACCCAAUCACUGGAGGGUUUGAUGGGUUAAUGUGAGGAAUGUUCUGGCGCCACUAAUUAACCCUAACGAGUAACACUAAUGAAAGUACUGUAACUGUAUUUUGUAUAGAGAUCACAAAAUGCACAAAAAUACUGUGACAAUGAUCUGGGUGAGACUUGACAUUCUGGCUCCAUGAUGCACAGCCGCAUGCAGAGCAUUUCUACUUCUGAUAAUAAAUUAUAAUAACAA